Molecule: messenger RNA, 1297 nt
Organism: Castor canadensis (American beaver)
Lineage: Eukaryota; Metazoa; Chordata; Mammalia; Rodentia; Castoridae
Source: RefSeq, a predicted model, not a curated record
GGCGGCAGUGGCGGCAGCACCAGCACCAGCACCGACGGACGCGCGAGGGCUUCUCUCCUGCUGUCUGUCGCCGGGUGUUUCUGAGGAGGCGGCGGCGGCAGCAGAGCCUCCACCGCCCCACGCACUCGCGUGUGUGGGGUGUGUGUGCGCGCGCGAGGCGAGCCGAGGAGGGGAGGGGGCGCCGCUGCCGCCGCUGUUACCGCCGCUGCCAGGUCGCCAGUGAAGGGGAGGCAGCGGCGGCGACGGCGAACAUGUUUUCAGUGAGAAUAGUGACUGCCGACUACUACAUGGCCAGCCCGCUGCAGGGGCUGGACAUCUGCCAAUCCCCCCUCACCCAGGUCCCUGUCAAGAAGGUGCCGGUGGUGCGAGUGUUCGGAGCGACCCCGGCAGGUAAGCGGGGCGCGGGGCGGGAGCGGGAGCCGGCGGGGCGCCCGGGCCGCUCUCCCCGCCGCGCACACGCGCGCACGCCGCCGGCGCCGGCCCUCUUCCGUGGGUCACGGUCGCGUCUCCCCUCCUCUCCGCCCUCCUCUCCUUUUUCUCCCGCGCGUGACAAGAGGCGUAGAAACGGGGGUGGGGGUCCGCGCGAGUGCGGCGGCGUGUCCUUCCUCUCCUCCCCCCACCCCUCCCGCGAGUGUGUACAUUGCGCGCGGCGGGGCCGAUCCCGAGCCGCAUGCCGGGUCACAGGCGCGGGGCUUCACGGGUCGCGCGCCAUGUCCCCGGGGGCGGGUUCGCGGGGCCGAUCGCGGCAGGGACCCGGACUGCCCCUGGCGUCUGGAAAUGGCUUUGAGAGCUGAGGGGAAGUGUCAGCUCUGUUGUCACUCGCUCCCCCUUGCCUCCGUGGUCUCACCCUGCUCUCCUCUGCCCCUGCCGGAGAUGCGGCGCCUGGGGCCAGAUCUUCGUUCUCAUUGAAGUGACCAUGUGGCUCUGCCGGGAGUGCGGGUCGUGACGGCUUAGCCUAAUGCCUCCGCGUCUAGGGAGCCGGGCGGUGCUUCCUCGCGGGCAGUGCUUUCAGGAAUCGUGUGUCCGUCCAUGAAGUAGUAGGAAAUGCGUGUUGCCGUCGCCCAGCGUGAAAACAUCCCACUUCGUGGGCUGAAUUUGUUAGCACCCACAACCAAACCCAGCAGCCAUAGGCAGGUUUGAAUGCCCCCAAGGUUGUAGGAUUGCAUUUUAAAUAUAGCUAUUAAAAAUAAAGAGUGUUUUGGAGAAGAAGCGGUGGGGCGGAAACCGCGGAGGUGGAAGCUAUGGUACUGAAAAGCUCUUGGGUUUUUUUUUUUUUUUUUUUUAUAAUACUAUAAUC